Messenger RNA from Durusdinium trenchii, 693 nucleotides. The record is from the annotation of a GenBank genome assembly. NCBI's taxonomy places the organism in Eukaryota, Dinophyceae, Suessiales, Symbiodiniaceae.
UCGGUCCAGUGGGUCCCAUUCUUUCUUUGAUCCUUUCCCGUUGAACCGCGAUUUCUUGGAAAACCCACCCCUGCGACAUCAUGGCUGAAGUUCCUGAGCAGGAUAUCUUCUACGUGUGCGAAAAGACCCUGACUUCAGUGAAGGAGAAGCUGAAGAACGGCGAGGAGAUCACGCAAGAGCUGGUGAACGAGCUGACGUUGCCCGAGAAGGUGGAUGACAGCGAGAUGAUGAUCCCGGUGGACAUGCGCGGCGUGGGAGAGGAGUAUGACGAUGUGGAGCAAAUGCUCGAGAAGCUGGGGUGCAAAGGUACAGCUGAGGCCUUCGUGAAGGCCCACGACUACUUCGAGGCCCAGAAGGACAAGAUCCCAGAAGAGGAACGGCCACCGAAAAUGACGGCGGCUGAUUGGAAGAAGGUCCUGGACGAGGAGAAGUUCCUCGAAGAUGGGGAAGAAGAGUUGAUGGAUCUUGAAGGUGAAGAAGAGGAGCUGCUGGAGGACGAGGCCGAGGGAGCUGAAGAUGACGGCGAGGUGCAGGAGCCCGACGCCAAGAAGGCCAAGACAGAGUGAGCAAGAGACCAGUAGACCGGGCAUGGCGGCGUGGGGAUGUAGCCUGACACAGGGCUUUUCCGCUGGGAGCCACGAGACAGUGGACAGUCUCCUGAUAUACUGUACCUGGCCUUGACCAAAAGGUGCC